Eimeria mitis is the source of this 1467-nucleotide messenger RNA. RefSeq lists its product as uncharacterized. The record is from RefSeq and is a predicted model, not a curated record. The coding region runs from base 1 to 1467 and encodes 488 amino acids. The transcript has a single exon. NCBI's taxonomy places the organism in Eukaryota, Apicomplexa, Conoidasida, Eucoccidiorida, Eimeriidae.
AUGGCUGCAAAGAAAGCGGUGCCCGGGCUCGGGAUCGAGGAAGAGGCGGCGCCUAAUUAUGUGGAGGGUCCAAAGCUUCCGGGGGAAUGGCCACCUAAUGAAUAUCAUCCACCAAAUGACGGAGCUCUUGGUAGAGUAGCUCGUCCUGGUAAACUGCCUCGAAGGCGCGGUCGCAAGUGGUUGCUGUGGAUCGCCGCAGUUGGAGUGUUUGCCCUGCUAGGCGCGAAGCUGUGCACGCAAGGCAGUUCAUCGCAUUCUCUUAAGAAGAAACGUGAUUUGGGAGUGUUUGGGCUAGAUGAAAGUCAUCCUCCUUUUGGGGACCCGGGGAGUGAAUUCUGGGAUCUUGAUGGAGAAAGAAAAGCCAUCGUUGCAUUCGCUCCUUUUAUGGCCGGUGAUACUUUGUACUUCGAAGGCAGUGCUCAUUUGAGACCGCAGAAUAUCCCGUUUACGCUGGAGCAAUAUGAGGACCUCGCAAUCGGCCGGAGCGGGGUUCCAAAGGCAUGGGAAGCUUACCAUCAGGGAAAGCGCACAGAGGAUGAGGUUGUAGAGGAUCAGGGGCCGUCAGAAGGCCCCAUAGAUCUAGACUGGUUGUCAGAAUUCGCCAUCCCAGUAAGUGUGGAGGAAGGUGGCAAACCCGCUCCCGCGCGCUUGCAAAUUAGCUCGGGGGACGCGAUGAAGGUGGCACGCGAAGUCUCGAAUAGGUACUUUGGCACUUUUCCUGUGGAGGAGCAAAAGGAGUCGCCGGAAGCAGCAGCAAACCGAGUCUUCAGCCGUUUAGUGGGAAGGCUAGGCAGCGGCCUGGUGACAGCUAUAAUGGACGCCGGUCGCCUGUCGAACAUGAAAUUCGACUCGCGUUCGAGGAAUUUGCGAUCAGAGCUCGCCCUACUUGAGAUAGGCAAUGAGGUGGAGAGACUGAAAGAAAGACAAAACGAAGUCUUAGAAAGGGUGGAGCAGGCUCGGCGCGCAAAAGAGGCUGGAGAUGAAAGUGGACAGGCGGAGGCUCAAUUAGAGGAGGCAAUUCAGACCUACAAGACCUUGUUGAGAUGCGAGAAAAAUUUGAUGGAGACGUUAGUGCAGCUAGCAUCUCGCUGGACAGAGGAGACGAACAAGCUUCUUACAACCGUUGCCUCUGUGGUCACUUCUUCGGCCAUGAGCGACAUCGAAGAAAUCGCCAAAAUGGAAUGUUCGGUCUUCAACAUUGCCAAGGUGGGCAAGAAAGCAUACAGUAUGUCGGACGUGCUGCAAACGGAAGCGCGUAGUAAAAACCGGUGUCGUCUUGUCGGAGAUGUGGCUGGCAAACGCAUAAAAGAUAUAGGAGACCUACUUUGCAAUAUUGAUAAGCUAUCCUCUGAUGAAUUCGCCCAACGUGUGCAGCGACAGAAUGAGGAACUCGCUAAAAGCAGAACAGAAUUCCGGUCGGUUCUCGCGAAGAAGAAACAGGAACUGUGGCUUGCGGACAUCAUCUGA